AUGGAGGUGGUCGUCCGAACCGUAAAUUUCAUCCGAUCCAGAGGCCUGAAUCAUCGUCAGUUUGACAGCCAUCUUAGAGAGAAAGACCACAACUAUGGCCUGCCAGACCACACCGAGGUAAGAUGGUUAAGUCAAGGUGCUGUGCUGAGGCGCUUCUUUGAUUUAAGAGAGGAAAUCAAACAGUUCAUGGAAAAAAAGGGCAAACCAGUGUUAGAAUUUAAGUCAACAGAAUGGAUGCAGGGCCUUGCAUUUAUAGUGGAUGUUACAGAGCACCUGAAUAACUUGAACAAAAUGCUGCAAGGGCGCAGCAAAGUUGUCACGCAGUACUGUGACAACAUAUGUGCAUUCAAAUUGAAGUUGUCAUUGUGGGAGACACAACUCGCGGGUGGUGAUGCUGCUCACUUUCCUUGUCUGAAAGAUGUGUGCGCGACCCAACAUGCCGCAGACAUGAGGCGGUUUAAAGAUAAAAUAACGGGACUAUUGCGGGAGUUUGAGCAACGCUUUCAGAUUUUUGGUGAACUGGAGAAAGACUUCAAAGUUUUUUGCUCGCCAUUCACCGUAAAUGCCUCUGAUCUGCCCGUCAACAUCCAACUAGAAAUAAUAGACUUGCAGUGUGUCUCAGAUUUGAAGGGCAAGUUUGCCGCAGCUGGCUUGGACACGUUUUACCAGCAUCUCUUGCCAAGUUACCCCAACUUGACAGCCCUUGCUGCAAAAGUGUUGUGCAUUUUGGAACCACAUAUCUUUGUAAGCAAGUAUUUUCUGUAA
Molecule: messenger RNA, 765 nt
Organism: Penaeus chinensis
Lineage: Eukaryota; Metazoa; Arthropoda; Malacostraca; Decapoda; Penaeidae
Product: general transcription factor II-I repeat domain-containing protein 2-like
Exons: 1
Coding region: 1-765 (254 amino acids)
Source: RefSeq, a predicted model, not a curated record